AUGUAUCACGCGAUACUCGGAAGGCCAGCAUACGCGAAGUUCAUGGCCGUCCCGAAUUACACGUACCUCAAGCUGAAGAUGCCCGGUCCCAAGUGCGUCAUCAUGGUGGGGACGUCUUUUCAGCAUGCAUACGAGUGUGAUGCCGAGUGCUUUCAAUUCGCUGAAACACUCAUCCGGUCCGAGAAGCUCUCCGCUGAGCCUUCACCCGAGGACCUCGACAUCCCUGAGAUGUCUAAGUGUGCGGCUUGCUCUUUUGAGCCCGCCAAGGACGCCAAGGAGGUGGCUGUCUCCGACGAUGGCCACACGCUCCGUAUCGGGACAGUGCUCGAUCCUAAAUAG
Messenger RNA from Panicum virgatum (switchgrass), 339 nucleotides. RefSeq lists its product as uncharacterized. The record is from RefSeq and is a predicted model, not a curated record. The coding region runs from base 1 to 339 and encodes 112 amino acids. NCBI's taxonomy places the organism in Eukaryota, Viridiplantae, Streptophyta, Magnoliopsida, Poales, Poaceae. The transcript has a single exon.